Pelobates cultripes (western spadefoot toad) is the source of this 1061-nucleotide messenger RNA. The record is from the annotation of a GenBank genome assembly. NCBI's taxonomy places the organism in Eukaryota, Metazoa, Chordata, Amphibia, Anura, Pelobatidae.
AUGUACCCAAAAGUGCAGGAAGUGGGCAAGGAUGAGAAAAGUCAGGUGAUAAAAUAAGUGAUGCAGUUAGAUUUUAGGCUGCCCUUGGCCCAUAUAGUUUACCGCCGUCACACAUACUUAGCCUUUUACAUAUAUAGACACAAACACAUAGAAUUCCCAAGAAAGAGCUGUGGCUGCAGCAUUUUAGGCCAGUAUAGAAAUUGUGGUGAGUGUUUGAUUAAUUCCCUGGAACUAGAAAAUAAUAUGUAACAGAACGUUCAGUUCCAAUGGCUAAAGGCACUAUAUAAAUUUAGAUCUCUUCCUCCAGCUUUAAUGGAGAGCAUGUGGAGUGUGAAGCCCCAAUAUUUAACUCUAAUAUAUAAAAUAAGUCAACUGGACAGUUCAUCUUACUGCCACCAGGACAUUUUACCUUACUGUCUCUGGAACAUCUCACCUUACUGUCUCUGGAACAUCUUACCUUACUGUCUCUGGAACAUCUCACCUUACUGUCACCAGGACAUUUUACCUUACGGUCUCUGGAACAUCUCACCUUACUGUCUCUGGAACAUCUCACCUUACUGUCUCUGGGACAUCUCACCUUACUGUCUCUGGGACAACUCACCUUACUGUCUCUGGAACAUCUUACCUUACUGUCUCUGGAACAUCUCACCUUACUGUCACCAGGACAUUUUACCUUACUGUCUCUGGAACAUCUCACCUUACUGUCUGUGGGACAUCUCACCUUACUGUCUAUGGAACAUCUUACCUUACUGUCUCUGGAACAUCUCACCUUACUGUCUCUGGGACAACUCACCUUACUGUCUCUGGAACAUCUCACCUUACUGUCUCUAGGACAACUCACCUUACUGUCUCUAGAACAUCUCACCUUACUGUCUCUGGGACAACUCACCUUACUGUCUCUGGAACAUCUCACCUUACUGUCUCUGGGACAACUCACCUUGCUGUCUCUAGAACAUCUCACCUUACUGUCUCUGGAACAUCUAACCUUACUGUCUCUGGGACAACUCACCUUGCUGUCUCUAGAACAACUCACCUUACUGUCUCUGGGGGCAAAAUACUAA